AACGGUACAAAAUAAAUUUGUAGAUCCGGCGCAGAUUUUAUAUGAAUUACGUUAAUUAGCAUAUUUUGAUGUCGAUUUUGUCCCACAAGGUCACGUUUAAAUGUAACGAUGACUCACCAAUCAAUAACAUUAAACGUGAAUAAGCCACAAAAAAAAAUUUUUUUAUCGUUCGAUAUAAAAUUUAACAAGUUUACCUUGGAGGAAGUCACCAUUCCACCUUAUAUUUUAGUUAAGAUAAGAUUUUUUAUACACGAAUUUUGCAAAUUUUACGAGGUUUUUUUAACACUAUUGNGCAAAUUUUACGAGAUUUUUUUUACACUAUUGAAAAAUAUAUAUUAUUUUCUUUACCAAAUUAACAAAAUAACAAAAAAAAAAUAUAUUUUUUUAUUUUUCUUUUUUAGUUUUUUUUUUUGGCACACCUUGAUCCUACCGGCUUUGGAAAACACACCCAGAAAUCCAUUAAUACACAUUUUGGUCGAGUAUCCCUGUAAUAUGAUGUAUGACGGACACCGUAAAUUCUAGUGUCAUUGUGAGGUAUAAAUUAACUUAUUUGGUAAGUAAAAAAAGGAAGUGUGACGUGGGUGACUUUUUAAGAUCAGAUGGGUGGGGAAAUAAGAUAACCAAUAUUCAUAUUGUGUUUGUAAAAUUUAAUUUAAACUAAUUGUUGCUAAA
Molecule: messenger RNA, 672 nt
Organism: Rhizophagus irregularis DAOM 181602=DAOM 197198
Lineage: Eukaryota; Fungi; Glomeromycota; Glomeromycetes; Glomerales; Glomeraceae
Source: RefSeq, a predicted model, not a curated record